Messenger RNA from Drosophila elegans, 1233 nucleotides. It is a transcript of the gene YL-1, whose product is annotated as vacuolar protein sorting-associated protein 72 homolog. Gene Ontology annotation, biological process: chromatin remodeling; regulation of DNA-templated transcription. Gene Ontology annotation, molecular function: ATP-dependent H2AZ histone chaperone activity. The record is from RefSeq and is a predicted model, not a curated record. Bases 99 to 1157 code for a protein of 352 amino acids. Gene Ontology annotation, cellular component: nucleus. The transcript has 4 exons. Lineage: Eukaryota; Metazoa; Arthropoda; Insecta; Diptera; Drosophilidae.
GUCACAUUACACGGUUGUUUACAUUCAUAAAUUGACCGAAAAACUCUAUAAAUUUAUAUUUGCUUGCAUUUAAAAAGGUUUCAGAUUAAAACUCAAGAAUGGCUGCCUCGCGCUCCCGGCGCAACAAUGCCGGCAACAAAAUAGCCCAUUUACUAAACGAAGAGGAGGAAGACGACUUUUACAAAACGUCAUAUGGCGGAUUUCAGGACGAAGAAGAGGACAACGAAUAUGAACAAAAAGACGAAGAGGAGGAUGUGGUGGACUCCGACUUCAGUAUCGACGAGCAGGAUGAGCUUGUGUCGGAUCAGGAAGAGGCGCCCGAAAAGAAGCGGAAACGCGGAGGCGUCAACACAAAGGCAUACAAGGAAACCAAGCCGGCGACCAAGAAGGAAACCAAGGCCGUACCCGCCUUGCACAAAAAACGAGGCGGUGGUGGGGUUACGAAGCGUCGGGUCAGGCCCCGAUUCACGGUUCUUGACUCCGGCCGCAAAUCCAUACGCACUUCCACGGCCAUCAAGACACAGGCUACCAAAAUCCGACUCAAGGAGAUGGACGAUGCCCGCAAGCGCAAGAAGAAGAAGGUGCGUGUGGAGGACUAUAUGCCCACUCAGGAGGAGCUGCUGGAGGAGGCCAAAAUAACGGAAGAGGAGAACAUUAAAUCUCUGGAAAAGUUUCAGAAAAUGGAGCUGGAAAAGAAGAAAUCGCGACCCACCAAGCGCACGUUUACAGGGCCCACGAUACGAUAUCAUUCACUGACCAUGCCCGCUAUGCGAAAGCCCACUCGAGGAGCCAAUCUUCUUGUCGAUUCAAAGGAUACCGCCGGAAAGUGUGAGCGGACAUUCGUCACAGUAGAGAACGAUUUCAAUGACAAGGUGUUCCAGAACAUCUUCCGCCACAAGCCGGCGCCCAAAGUCAGCAAUGGCAUCUGUCCGAUCACCAGACUGCCAGCCCGUUACUUCGAUCCGGUCACCCAGCAGCCGUACUACAGUAUCCAGGCCUUCAAGAUCCUGCGCGAGGCCUACUACAUGCAGCUGGAGCAGCAGGGCGGCAGCAGUGACCAGCCCGAGUUGGCCAAGUGGCUGGAAUGGCGCAAACUGGUCAAGGAGAAUCGCCUCAAGGUUUCAGCAGCUGCCAGCAAAAACGGGGACCAGAACUAAAAGUGGUACCAAUUUAAUAGUUUAUAAAGUUAUAUAUAUAUACCGAAUAAAAAAUGGAAGCACAAGGAAAACACAA